This is a messenger RNA of Pyrenophora tritici-repentis Pt-1C-BFP, 1381 nucleotides long. The record is from RefSeq and is a predicted model, not a curated record. NCBI's taxonomy places the organism in Eukaryota, Fungi, Ascomycota, Dothideomycetes, Pleosporales, Pleosporaceae.
ACUUCCACCCGAAAUACCACAACCUGGCGCCUUCAGCGUACCCCGACCAUGAAAUUAAACGUCAAGAACAUCCGUUAUCUCCUCCCCGAUGACUGGAGAGUUCUGAGAGCGACAGAGACGGGCAGUCGCAACCAUGAACUUGUACCUACCGCUUUGAUUUCGCAAAUUGCCUCUCUCCGCUCAGGCACCGGCGUUCACAGGUGUAUAUCCAAUCUUGCCAAACUCGGUCUCAUCGCCAAAAUUCAGAACGCAAAGUAUGACGGCUACCGACUCACAUAUGGCGGACUGGACUACCUCGCCCUACACACGCACCAAAAGGCGUCGACGGUGUACUCUGUAGGAAACCAGAUUGGCAUAGGAAAAGAGUCGGACAUUAUCGUUUGCGCUUCGGAUACGGGCAAGCAGCUGGUUCUCAAGAUCCACCGCCUGGGUCGCAUAUCCUUCCGUACCGUCAAGGCGAACCGCGACUACCUACGCAAUCGACAGGGAGGCUCUUGGAUGUACAUGUCGCGCCUCGCCGCCGUGAAAGAGUACGAGUUUAUGAAGGCGCUGCGAGCCGAAGGCUUUCCAGUGCCCGAACCGCUCGGCCAGAACAGACACACGGUAGUGAUGAGCCUCAUCGACGCUUUUCCCUUGCGCCAGAUUUCCAAAGUCGGCGAUCCCGCGACCCUCUACUCAGAACUCAUGACUCUCAUCGUUCGCCUCGCACAAUACGGUCUUAUCCAUGGUGACUUUAACGAGUUCAACAUCCUAGUCGAGGAGCACACAGAGAAGGACGGCAGCGUAACGCUAAUACCUACUAUUAUUGAUUUCCCGCAAAUGGUCUCGAUAGAUCACGCCAACGCUGAGUACUACUUUGACCGCGAUGUCGCUUGCAUAAAGCGUUACUUUGACCGCCGCUAUGGCUUCACAAGCGACGAGCCAGGCCCAUUCCUCAAGGACGCAACCAAGAAUCUUGUCAAGAGACUAGACGUCGAAGUGCAGGCGUCAGGCUUCAGCAAGAAGAUGGCAAAGGAGCUGGAGCUGUACAUGAAGGAGCAUGGCGUCGACGGCGAUGCAGUAGACAUCGAGACAGGCGCAAGCGCGGAGGGAGUCGAUGACGAAGAUGAUGAGGAUGGUGUGGAUGUUGACGACGUUGAAGAAUACAAGCCCGAGAUUGAGGAGGAUGACGAUGGCGUUGAACUCGAAGGAGGCCCCGUAGGUGACAAAAGCCCCUCUCCAACCGGAGAAAUGACCAUCCUAGACAUCAGAGACAAUGAUCCCCUCCCCGACCUCAGCGAUAUCAAACCUCCGCCACCAGUCGAGAAGCCCAUGACGACGAGAGAGGCGAAGAAGAAAGCUGGUUGGAUUUUAUAGAUGAAGUUAUGUUCCUAUUGUCCUG